GGAUUAGACGAAAAAAAUUAUCAAUGAUGAUGAAGUUUUUUACGCUAUUGCUUUGCUUGGUAUCUUAUUUUGGCUGUGUGCAAGGUUUGUAUAGACCAGUUGUAUUAUGGCAUGGAAUGGGUGAUACUUGCUGCGGUAAAGAAAGUAUGAUGAAAGUUCAACAAGUGAUUAAAGACUUAUUACCUGGAAUCUAUACUUAUUCUAUUAUGUUGGGUGAUGAUGAAAAUCAAGAUAAAAAGCUUAGUUACUUUGGAAAUAUUAAUGAUCAGGUGGAACAAGUUUGUCAAACUUUGAAAAAUGAUGAGAAUUUGAAGGAUGGUUUUAAUGCUAUCGGGUUCUCUCAGGGAGGUCAAUUUCUUCGUGCAUAUGUACAACGAUGCAAUGAUCCACCAGUACACAAUUUAAUAACAUUCGGAUCUCAACAUUCUGGUGUAUCGGAUAUACCAGGUUGUUCAAAUAAUGAUAGAUUAUGUCAGUUAAUGAGAACGAUUGCGCGUCGUGGUGCUUAUUCAAAUUAUGCUCGUUCUCAUAUUGUACAAGCCCAAUAUUAUAAAGAUCCACAACAUUUGGAUACUUAUUUACAACAAAAUAUCUUUUUACCCGAUAUUAAUAAUGAACUUGAUAAUAAAAAUGAAACUUAUAAGACGAAUUUGAAAUCUUUGAAUAAGCUUGUUUUAAUUAGAUUCACUGAAGAUAUUACAGUUAUACCUAAAGAAACCGCGUGGUUUUCUUUUUAUAAUUCAGAAGGAGUUUUAUUGACUCUUCAUGAACAACCUCUUUAUAAUGAAGAUUGGAUAGGUUUAAAAGAUUUAGAUGAAAACGGUAAAUUAGAAUUUAGAGAUUGUGAGGGUGCUCAUAUGCAAAUAUCUAUAGAAUAUCUUCAAGAAGAAAUUAUUAUACCUUAUUUAAGUUUUGAUAUUAGUGGUGAAAUAAAUAGCAAUCUCUAUGAUAAUAUUUUUGAGCAAGCUCGAAAGAAAUUAAGUUUAAAUAUUCAAGAAUAACCUAAAUUAUCAUCCAAGUUCAUAUAUAGUAACAAUAUAUUGGUACACUGUUUGAUUGGAAUUUUGGGAUCAAAUAAUUAUUAUAUUUUAUAAUAAUCUUAUGUAUUUAUUUUAAUUAGCAUAUACUCAAAACAUUGAAAUAUACAUUAUAUUUUACGAAUUAAACAAUAUUGAAAAUAUAAUCCCCUGUCGCACUAAGUG
Molecule: messenger RNA, 1202 nt
Organism: Rhizophagus irregularis DAOM 181602=DAOM 197198
Lineage: Eukaryota; Fungi; Glomeromycota; Glomeromycetes; Glomerales; Glomeraceae
Cellular component (GO): lysosome
Molecular function (GO): palmitoyl hydrolase activity; thiolester hydrolase activity
Source: RefSeq, a predicted model, not a curated record